AUGGCUGGAAUAAUCAACGAACGUGCUUCAACGAGUUCGGAAUUUCCUCCAACUCCAGUUCCAAUCAUGGUUACAUCGCAGAUGCGUGGUUUAGCUGACAAUUUGUAUGAUAAAGUUGGAAUAUUUCUACAAGGACAAAUUGAAGGAACAAUAGCUGAAUAUAAAUUGUUAGAAAAUAUGAAUAAUGCCACAAUACAACGUUAUGAUGAUAUGAAACAAGUUGCCGAUGGCAUUUCCGAGAAACUCCUACAACUCAAUGGAAAAUAUGAAGCACUUCGUCCAUAUUUGCAACAAAUUGAUGAAAUUGAUGAAAGUACCCGUAAAUUGGAAGAAGCAACUAAUUUGCUGGAGAAUUAUGUCUCUCAACUUGGUUAG
Messenger RNA from Dracunculus medinensis (Guinea worm), 375 nucleotides. NCBI's taxonomy places the organism in Eukaryota, Metazoa, Nematoda, Chromadorea, Rhabditida, Dracunculidae. The record is from the annotation of a GenBank genome assembly.